ACCUCGCCUCUUUCUUCUUAUCUCAAUUUGCUUCCAAUUUACCUCCAGUUACUCUCCUCUAUACCAUGGUUGCCGCUUCCGGAUACUUCCCACCGCCUCUCUUAUCACCGUUGUUAUUCCAUUACGUUUUCUUUUACUCCCCGAUCCUUCCACUGUCUUUCUCCCACCACUUCAUCUCAGUCCUUCCACCCUCUGUGAGGGCUUCUCUUUAGAUCUGAUUGAGCACCGCCAUCACCACCGUCUACUUCAGUUCGUUCGUUUUCCUCUUCCAUGCUUUCUCAUCUGGUCACCAUCGCCUCCCCAUCCUAAUGUCUCACCGCCUCUUUCCUUCACAUAAAUCUGUAUCUCUCAGAUGAUUUCCCACCGAUACUUCUUUGAUCGUUUCAUUCUGCUUCUUUUAGUUUCCCUUCUAUUGAAAGCGCCCCAAUACUCUCUUUUUUCCUUUCCUUCUUAUCCCUUUUCGUCGCCGCCUUGCCGCCCUCCUCCUCCAAUACAAUUUCGUUCACUUUUCCUUAUUUCCUCCUUCUUCCUUUUUUACUUUUCGUUGCUGUUCUGUUCACUUCUGCUUCUCCCCGACCGCCAUCGAAGGACCAGUGCACCACCACUCUUUCGUUCCUCUCACACUACAUCGACAACAAUAGAAACUUAGCAAGGUGCCGGUGUUGGCGAAGGCGAUCGGUGGAAGUGGUCGGCGGAGCGUAGACCCCUCCAACGUCUCUAUCAUCCAAUAGCCUCCUUUCGAUGCUUCACACCGUUUCUCCAAAACCCUCCAUCUCUGUAUAAACUCAUCGCCAUCCCUUCUAUCAUGGAUUUCUUGGGUUUUGUCGAAUUUGAAAGGGGAUUUAAGGUCGAGUUGCGAAUUCCAGGACCGCCAUCGAUGAAAAAAUCCACAACAAUCGGCAUUCAAUACUCACUCGAUUGGUCCUGCAAGAAGCAAUUUCUUCAAGAUCCGUGGCAUUGCAAACAUGGUGAUCUCACAAAUGCCCUUGUAUUGUUCAACGAGAUGCAAACACAAGGGCUGUAUCCUGAUCCAAGUAUCUUCAUUAUCAUCAUUACUCGCUUAGGAAAACAGGGGAAGUGGGAUAUAAUAAAGAAAAACUUUGAGCAAAUGAAAGAUGGAGUCAAGCACCAAACUCAAUUCUCUGUUGCACAUGCAUGUUCUAGCAAGCAGCCCAGAAACCUCCUCCCUGUCAUAUAUACUUCUGCCUUGAAUAAUAACAGGCCAAAAGAGAGUAAUAAUGACUUACCUGUGACGUGGAAUACCACCGAAGGAGGCUUCAGGAAGAGGAAGUGAGGAUUAUUGCUUGUGAGAAUUUACAAAAUGCAACAACAGAGGCAUCCAUUCGCAAACUUGAGGGGAGGAUAAAAGGCAUGGCCUUCGAAGGGCUUUAGGGCAGACAUCAGAUUGGUUUAGUAGAAACUUGCAUCAACAUUUUAAUGAAUAUGGGACGAAAGAACGUCGAAUUGUGGGCAUCAUGCAUCUAAUACAACGAACACCUAUAUAUCGCAUUUUAGUACCUCCACCAGUUGACCCUGAUGACAGUUGCUACAGUCGGUACGUGCCAGCCGAGUAUUCAAAACUAUGCUCCCAAACAUAUUCAAGUACUACAAGAAUUUGGCAACGUGUGAUCUGUUAAACCGACCAACAUGGUUUUGGAACAUUUUUCAAGCUUCUAGUGAUGGUGUCGAGUCAUUGGGUGUAAGCUCUUUGAUCCAUCUGUAACUAUUGUACAUGUUAGCUUUGUUGAUCGUCUUCGUAGCCUCAUUCAUACGAUGAAGACGUUGAGGAAUCUUGACUUUAGAUGUAGCAAAAGGAACUGUCACAACUGAAGGAUCAAUCAUUGAAAAAUAAUUCUUUAUUAGUCGAUUGUGAGUAUGCUUUAUACUAAUUGUGUGUCACUUCUGCAAAACGAUGCUCAGAAACUUGAACGUUUGUUUACCGAAUUCUUUCCUUAUAUAUGUCAUUUGAUUGAUUGUUAAGAUGCUAUUAGUAAUUUUCGUAAUUUUCGUA
Lactuca virosa is the source of this 2011-nucleotide messenger RNA. Lineage: Eukaryota; Viridiplantae; Streptophyta; Magnoliopsida; Asterales; Asteraceae. The record is from the annotation of a GenBank genome assembly.